This is a messenger RNA of Lactuca virosa, 918 nucleotides long. The record is from the annotation of a GenBank genome assembly. NCBI's taxonomy places the organism in Eukaryota, Viridiplantae, Streptophyta, Magnoliopsida, Asterales, Asteraceae.
AUGGCUGAGGUUGUAGUUAGUCUUGAAUCUGCACUGAGUUUACAAGAGAAAAGCAAUGGUUCAUUGCAGGCUGCUGGCAGAUCAAUAUUUGGAAGAGUGCUUGAUAUGCUUCCAUCUCCUUCAAAUGAAGACAACUUUGCUCAUGGUGAUUCGAAGCUAUCAAGUAAUAGAAACGUUGGUGAUACUGUAGAGGCUGAAAACAAAGAAUUCAUAAUUCUUUUUCCAAGUUUGAGAGUACUUAAGUUUACGGAUUUGAAAAGAGCUACAAAAAACUUUAGUCAAGAUUUGCUCUUGGGUAGGGGACGUUUUGGAGAAGUGUUCUUAGGUUGGGUUGACAAGAACACAUUCGCCCCUUCAACAGAAGGUGAUGGAAUUGCUGUUGCUGUUAAAAAGUACAGUCAAGGUCUUCCAGAAUGGAAGACUGUGGUGAACGUCUUAGGAUGGUUGGCUCAUCCAAAUAUUAUCAGUCUGUUGGGAUAUUGUGAUGAUAAAAAACACAAAUGCUUGCUUGUUUACGAGUACAUGCAGAAUCGAAAUUUUGGUGACUACUUAUUUGGAGAUAUACUGGAUGUUGCCAAACUACUUUCAUGGGAAAGACGACUUUUGAUAAUGAUAGGAGUAGCCCAUGGACUUGCUUAUAUGCAUUCAUCAAAAGAUCAAGUCAUACACCGUGAUGUUAAAACAUCUAACGUAUUGCUAGAUCAGGAUUUUAAUGCAAAACUAGGGGGUUUUGGGAUGGCGAGAUUUGGUCCUGAAAUCGCAAAAAACAGGUGUUACUACACGUAUUAUUGGUACCUUGGGUUAUUUAGACCCGGGGUACCUAAGCAAUGGUCAUCUGAGUGUGAAGAGCGACAUCUACAGUUUUGGAGUGGUGUUGUUGGAAGCUCUAACGGGGCAACAAGCUUGGCAAAGACAUAG